AUGAGCACAUAUAUGAGCAGAUUGUUUUCAAGAUCUAAUUCGAGUAUAUUCUUGCAAAGUGGUACUGCUUUGCAGUCCGAAGUUCUACGCUUAAGGGAUGAAAUGUUCUUGGUGGAUGCAGGAAUUGGGACCCCAAGAAUUUGCACUCAAGAUGAGCUUAUAGGAAACCCAAAUACCAAAUGGCCCACAAGGUUUGAAAACCGGGUUGGGUAUCUCGAUCGUGUGUCAGGUGAAACACCAGUCAAAAAGCAAAUCUUGGAGCGUUGCUUCGUCGAUAUGGUGACAGGUGAUUCUGCAAUGAAAGAGCGAGCCGCUGUUCGGUUCAAUGAUAUAGUGGGACCCACCGAUUCCGUUUCUGGUGAGCCGCUUCUCCUUCCACGAAGGUUCAGAAAAAACCAAGCUUGGACGGAGCUGACCAAGAUUUGGCGGAGAAAUUCAAAGGUCAGAGGCUUCAUAGCGGAGAAAGUCAGAGGAGGCUAUUCAGUCGCCAUUGCAGGUUACAUUGCUUUCCUGCCAACCCGUCCUAUGAUAAACAGAAGGGUUCCGAGUGACCAAUUCAUCAUUGAGAGCAUCAACCCGAAAACCAUGAAAAUUGUUGUUGUGAGAACUUGA
Molecule: messenger RNA, 612 nt
Organism: Fraxinus pennsylvanica
Lineage: Eukaryota; Viridiplantae; Streptophyta; Magnoliopsida; Lamiales; Oleaceae
Source: the annotation of a GenBank genome assembly